GCUAAUUGCUCACUACAAGCUAUAAGCACAGUGUCUAACAAACAGUCGAAACAGAGGCGGCCACACAUGUCAAGACGACAAUGACCAGCAUCCAGACAGAGGUUCUACAGGUACUAUCACAGUACCCCAGUGGACUGAAGGUAUCCGACUUCACUGGUGCAUAUUACAAAUACCACAGAAGGCACCUCGUCCUCUCUGAACAUGGAUUCAAGAAACUGACAGGCCUUUUCAAUGACAUGAAGGACAAAGUAGAUAUUGAGGUGUCAGCAGGACAGGAGGUUGUCAAGGUUAAGUCAGAACGCCGCUCUCAAAACCAGGCAUUUCCUUACAAUCACCUUGACAGCCCGGAACACUCACCUGCAGCUGUCCCACCCGCCUAUCUACUGAGUCAGAAUUGCAUUCCAUGGGGGUUUGCACAGAAGUCAAACAAAGAUCCUAACAGUGGACCAGGAAGCAAGUCCUAUAACGAUGUCCUACGGCAAGGGAUUCAGACUCAGUCAAAGCCCUCUGGAUCAGUGCCUGUCUCAAUAAACUCAACACAACACACUUACAAACAAACCGAAUCCUUGAUCAGACUGAAAGAAUCCCUCCACGCCCUCAUGAGAAGGCACCCUGAGGGAAUGCCGUUGACCCAGGUCCGAAGAUCUUGCGCGUUGCUCCAUGAUCCUCAGCUGCUUGAGGGUUUUGCCUCCUGCAGGCAGCUCCUGGCCUCCCUCACUGACGUGGUGAGCCUGCAGGGCUUUGGUGUUCAAACCCAGGUUCUCCCCGCAGCUGCUCUGACACAGUUCCAGCAGGGCCACGCUCUCAACCCGAGCACACAAUUGACACAGAUAGGGGGAGAGGCAAGAAGAAAUCACUGAAAACAUUUCUCUUGGAUUCUUUAAAUCAGUCAUUACCUAUCCAAAAUCUACAAUUCAAUUGCCAGCUCAGUCCUGAACAUAUAACAUAUUCAUAAAUAUGAAUAAUUGUCAAAAUCAUACAUUUACCCAUCCAAGUUUUGAGAGGUACUAGCAACUAAUGACGAAUGUAAUUUAUCUAUAUUUUAGGUC
Megalops cyprinoides (Indo-Pacific tarpon) is the source of this 1049-nucleotide messenger RNA. RefSeq lists its product as uncharacterized. The record is from RefSeq and is a predicted model, not a curated record. Bases 81 to 860 code for a protein of 259 amino acids. NCBI's taxonomy places the organism in Eukaryota, Metazoa, Chordata, Actinopteri, Elopiformes, Megalopidae. The transcript has 4 exons.